Molecule: messenger RNA, 1137 nt
Organism: Grammomys surdaster
Lineage: Eukaryota; Metazoa; Chordata; Mammalia; Rodentia; Muridae
Gene: Gsc2
Product: goosecoid homeobox 2
Exons: 3
Coding region: 31-636 (201 amino acids)
Biological process (GO): regulation of transcription by RNA polymerase II
Cellular component (GO): nucleus
Molecular function (GO): DNA-binding transcription factor activity, RNA polymerase II-specific; RNA polymerase II cis-regulatory region sequence-specific DNA binding
Source: RefSeq, a predicted model, not a curated record
UUCUGCCUCUCGCGCCGGCCGCCCUCGGGCAUGGCGACUGCAGGCAGCGAGGCGAGCCGCAGGGACUCCGGGAGACCCUGCCCUUUCUCCAUCGAGCACAUCCUCUCCAGCUUGCCGGAGCGCAGGCCCGCUGCGCGGCCACCGCAGCCGGUUGGUGGUAGGAACCCCGCCGAGCCAGACGAACCCGUGGCGCCCGUCCCCGCUGCACCCUGCGCCUGCUGCUGCUGCUGCAACCCGCGCGCUGCGCCCCGCGGAACCCCGGAGACGGUGUCCGGGCCGGGCUUGCGGUUAGCGUGGCCGCUGGGGCUGGCGCCGGUGUCGCCCUCCCCCUUGACGGCGCGGAGCGCAGGCUCCCCGGCGCUGACUGGCACGAGCGGCCCCGGGCCGCAGCGGCGCACGCGGCGCCACCGCACCAUCUUCAGCGAGGAGCAGCUGCAGGCGCUCGAGGCGCUCUUCGUACAGAACCAGUAUCCCGACGUGGGCACGCGCGAACGCUUGGCGGUCCGCAUCCGCCUGCGGGAGGAGCGCGUGGAGGUCUGGUUCAAGAACCGCCGGGCCAAGUGGCGACACCAAAAGCGUGCUUCGUCAUCAAGGCUCCUGCCUGGGACUAAGAAACCUCACAAGGAGAGUUGUUGAUGGUGUCUAGUUCUUCUGGCUUUGGCGGUGAAGUGGAGCACAAGGAAGUAGGAGGGGGACCGACCUACUUGAACAGGAACUGAAGCUGCCAGUGCUGGGAGACAGUGGAUCCAAAGCCUUCUCACCUAUGAAGGGAGGGCAUGUGGGGCAGGAAGCAGAGACCUUCUGCAGGUAAAGUGCAGACACAGAACAGGUGACUUCUCAGCCGCCAUCAGCACCUAGAGAAACCCUAGUUCCACGAAGGAUGCAGAGCAGUCCUCCCCACCUCACACCUGUCCUCAAAACUCCCUCUUCUCUGCCCUUCCACCUUCUUAUGCAAGGCAGUGCUGUCUGUUCAGUCCUGGGCUUACUCUGUCCUCAAAGGCUCUGCACUGGGCCCUGGUGUCAGGACCUGUGGAAGAAGAAGGUUAUAGCUGGUCAUUUCCAGAUCCCUGCAUCUGCACCUUCUGCUUCUGCAGCCUUGAGCUGAUGCCAAGAAAAAAACAAGAUCUACAAAGACCA